AUGAUCACUUUGCAUAUGCCAGUGAGGCUGUUCUGUUUUUGUCCUCUAUUAUUCAUCAAUUUAAUUCACUUAUUUUUUCCAAAUGGAAUCUUUAACUUUGUAUAUAUAUGAGGAUAAUUGUUAGUACUUGUAGUACUUGAGGAUCUAAGUGUAAAAAAUUUAGAAAGAAAUCAAAAGAUAUGGAACCAAAAAGUGGAAUCCCCAGUAUCCCUGGAAAAGUGAAACUUCUUAUAGCAUUGCUUGUUUUGCAAUUAUGCUAUGCAGGAUUUCAUAUAGUCUCAAGACUUGCACUUAAUAUUGGUGUCAGCAAGAUUGUGUAUCCAGUUUAUAGAAAUAUUAUUGCAUUGCUUUUGUUAGGCCCCUUUGCUUAUUUCUUGGAAAAGAAAGAAAGACCACCCCUCACAUUCUCUCUAUUGGCUCAAUUUUUCUUUCUUGCAUUAAUAGGGAUCACAGCAAACCAAGGAUUUUAUAUCUUAGGGUUGUAUUAUGCAUCCCCAACCUUUGCUUCAGCAAUGCAAAACUCUGUUCCUGCUAUUACUUUCAUCAUGGCUUCUAGUCUAAGGCUAGAAAGAGUUCAUUUUAUGAGGAGAGAUGGCAUGGCAAAGAUUCUGGGAACCCUAGCAAGUGUUGGAGGUGCCACAAUUAUUACUCUUUACAAAGGGCCUCCCCUAUCAGGAGGAAGCAAUUCUUCUGAAGAAGAUAUGGUUGCUUCUCAAGAGAACAUGCUGGAUUGGACAUGGGGUUGUGUUUAUUUGUUUGGUCAUUGCUUAUCUUGGGCUGGUUGGAUGGUUCUUCAGGCACCUGUGGUGAAGAAGUACCCAGCCAAGCUAUCACUUACCUCAUUUACAUGCUUCUUUGGAUUAAUUCAGUUCCUAGCUAUAGCAGCUUUUACAGAAAGGGAUCCAAAAAAAUGGCUGAUCCACUCUGGAGAGGAAAUAUAUCUGAUUUUAUAUGCUGGUAUUAUCUCUUCUGGAAUAGUAAUCUCUCUCCAGACUUGGUGCAUUCAGAAAGGAGGACCAGUGUAUGUUGCUACAUUCCAGCCUGUGCAAACAGUAUUAGUUGCUGUCAUGGCUUUUGUAGUUCUUGGUGAUCAGUUGUACUCUGGAGGGAUACUUGGAGGACUUCUGAUAAUGGUUGGACUUUACCUAGUUUUGUGGGGUAAAAAUGAAGAGAAAAGAAUUGUCAACCAACAUAAUACUGAAGAGACAACAUUGACAAAGCACCUUCUUGCUUCAAACAAGGAGGAAUCCUCCGCUGGAGCUGACAAUUGCUAACAAAAUCUGUCAAAUACACUUCACCUAUACACAUGAUCUGGGACAAGACUAGCAUCAUUCAACAUUUAAAUGUGGAAAGAUCUUCUUUUUUCCUUGAAAUAUUAGUUCUUAUUUUAUGGUUUCAUUCUAAAAUUAAAGCAACAAGCUCAGUGUCACCUGGCAUGGGCGUUGCGGAAUACUGUAGAGAAAAAAAAUUAAUUGAAGUCCAGAUUAUGAGGGCUGAGUUUGUCGUUUGGCACAGCUUAACAGCUUUUUAAAAUUAUGUGGACACCUAUAUUUCCAUGUAAACCUUUGAGAAGGAAUCAGUCAAUUGGUGUUCCACUGGAACCAUGACUUUUGAAAGUGUUCCAGU
Lycium ferocissimum is the source of this 1626-nucleotide messenger RNA. RefSeq names its product WAT1-related protein At3g18200. Bases 180 to 1274 code for a protein of 364 amino acids. Lineage: Eukaryota; Viridiplantae; Streptophyta; Magnoliopsida; Solanales; Solanaceae. Gene Ontology annotation, cellular component: plasma membrane. Gene Ontology annotation, molecular function: transmembrane transporter activity. The record is from RefSeq and is a predicted model, not a curated record. The transcript is spliced from 7 exons.